This is a messenger RNA of Funneliformis mosseae, 516 nucleotides long. The record is from the annotation of a GenBank genome assembly. Lineage: Eukaryota; Fungi; Glomeromycota; Glomeromycetes; Glomerales; Glomeraceae.
AUGGAGUUACAAAUACCUGAUAAUAUGAGAUUUGUUUUGAAUCAUAAUCUUGAUUACGAAUAUUUUAUUCAUCUAACACAAAAUAUUUUUUGGAAAUUUCGACAAAAAGGUAUUGAUGAAUUUGACCAGCGUUUAGCAGCAAUUCCACGCUUUCCUGAAUUAAAAUCUUUUAAAUAUAGUCUUGGUAGUAUUAAAGGUAGUUUUAUAUUAACUACUUUUGAUACAUUUAUUAAUACAUACAAAGUUACACAUCAUUUAGCUUCAGAAGCCAAAAUAAUAUUUGAUAUGUUGAUUAAUUCAUUAAACCAAUAUUUUGAUUUUAUUGAAGAUAUUACUAAAGAUAAUGUUAAGACAACUCUUGUUAAAUGGUAUAUAAAUGCAAUAAUUAGAGAAACAGAUAUUAUACGUGCUAAAAGUAACUAUUAUAGUUCACUUACUUUUAGUAAUAUUACAAUUAAUAUGAAUGAAAAGGAGACUCAAAAUUAUAAUACAUUUGAUAGUACAUGUUUCGCUAAG